Molecule: messenger RNA, 1108 nt
Organism: Elgaria multicarinata webbii
Lineage: Eukaryota; Metazoa; Chordata; Lepidosauria; Squamata; Anguidae
Gene: GPR15
Product: G protein-coupled receptor 15
Exons: 1
Coding region: 1-1086 (361 amino acids)
Biological process (GO): immune response; calcium-mediated signaling; positive regulation of cytosolic calcium ion concentration
Cellular component (GO): external side of plasma membrane; membrane
Molecular function (GO): C-C chemokine receptor activity; C-C chemokine binding
Source: RefSeq, a predicted model, not a curated record
AUGGAGAGUACAACUCCCACUGAUGAAUAUUACUAUCCUGGCACAGAUGGCCCUGAAGACAAUUGCUCAGCUAUGGAGCUGCCUUACAAGAACAUUUUUUUGCCUGUACUAUAUACCACUGUAUUCGUGAUGGGGAUUGCUGGCAAUGCCCUUUUGAUUGGAGCUCUAAUCUUCAAGCGGCGUGUUCAAAGGCUAAUUGAUAUCUUCAUCGUCAACUUGGCAGUUUCUGAUUUUAUUUUCCUUAUCACAUUGCCCUUUUGGGUGGAUAAGGAGAUAUACUCCGGGCUUUGGAGAUCUGGCUAUUUUCUCUGCAAGGGCAGUUCUUACAUCAUCUCAGUCAACAUGUACUGCAGUAUCUUCCUUCUUACUUGCAUGAGUAGUGAUCGGUACCUGGCCAUCAUGCACCCAUCAGUGGCCAGGAGGAUCAGAACAAAGCAAUACUCCAUCACGCUUUGCAUCUGCGUCUGGAUUCUAUCCUGCUUGCUAGGGUUACCCACCCUUCUGUCCAGAGAGCUGAGGAGAUACAAUGACAACACAUAUUGCACGGACAAGGAAACCACAACGACUCACCAGAUUGGGUCACUGCUGAUGCUCAUUUUAGCCUUCUUUGUUCCUCUCUUCAGUAUCUUAACAUUUUAUUGCUCAAUCACCAAGAAACUCUGUCUGCAUUAUCAGAAAUCUGGGAAACACGACAAAAAGCUGAGGAAAUCCAUCAAAAUCGUCUUCAUUGUAGUUAUUGCUUUUGUUUUCUCGUGGGCUCCUUUCAAUGUUUUUAAGUUUUUGUUUCUGAUGUCUGGCAUCCAGGAAUUGAAGCCACCUUUCUGUCUUCCCUUCAAAGUUGCCUAUCUAGGCAUGGAACUGGGUGGCCCAUUUGCAUUUGCCAACAGCUGCGCAAACCCUUUCAUCUAUUACUUCUUUGAUGACUACAUCCGUAGGGCUAUGGUGCAAUGUAUUCUUCCAUGCAUGAAGGCCAACAACCUUGGAACCAGUUCUGACACCUCGGACACUCGCCUUAGCUACUCCUUGACUGCAUUUGUCCAUGGAGAAGAUGCUUCCAGGAAGAGGAGGAGGUCAGUGUCAUUCUGAAAAGACUGGCAAUUCUGAAGAA